GCAUGAACAAGGCUGGGCUGUGGACUUCUCGGUCAAACGUUUACACUUGGCUCCACGUUUGAUCUCCACAUUUAACUAAAUCUGGGCUCCUGUCAAGCGCAAAACCCGACGAGGACACACAGACGGAGCAUUCAAGACUUACCUGGACUUGUAUUUAUUUAUUUUUGAUCCAGUACCAGAGGAUAGUUCUUCUUUGCAGCACUGCUAGAGGCACAGGGAAUAUGAGUGCCGACUUGGGCCACUGAGAGAGCGGCAAUCUGUAUAAGCGCUUGGUGUCUUUUACAGUGAGCAGAAAUCAGAUAAUGCAGCAUCCCUUGGACAUGGGAGCGCAUUACUAUCCUCCCGAGGCUCAUCCCGACCACAGAUCUCAUCGGUACAGGAGUUUCAUGAUAGAGGAGAUCCUGACCGACCACCCGGAGCACAAGGUGUCUGCCCCGACCGGAGAGCUCCUCAAAUUCGGGGUACAAGCUCUCCUGUCGGCCCGGCCUUUCCACAGCCACCUGGAUCCGUUCAAGGAGAGCUGGAGCUUCCCAGGUCUCUACAGCCUUCUGCACAUCACAGCGUCUCCAUUCCUGAAGGCGGACCAGGCGAACCUCCUGAAGUUCCCCAUGUCCCCGCUGUCCUGCUCGCUGGGCUCCCCGCUCGGCUCUCCGCUGCUGUCCGGGGCUCCGGGCCUGCAGGUCGGCGCAGCGUCUCAUCACCUGCCGCUGGACCUCCACCUCCGGGGGAAACUGGAGCACGGCGUCGACGGAGGGAGCAAGACCAAGAAGGGCAGACGGAGCCGCACGGUGUUCACUGAGCUGCAGCUAAUGGGCCUGGAGAAACGAUUUGAGAAGCAGAAGUAUCUCUCCACGCCGGAUAGAAUAGAUCUAGCUGAGUCUUUGGGCCUCAGUCAGCUGCAAGUGAAAACGUGGUACCAGAAUAGAAGGAUGAAAUGGAAGAAAAUUGUGUUACAGGGAGGAGGCCUGGAGUCUCCAACUAAACCAAAAGGCCGCCCGAAGAAGAACUCCAUACCCACUUGCGAGCAGCUGUCUGAACAAGAGAGAUCUGCCGGUGACCUCGACCGUCAGUCCGAGGGUUUGAGCUCCCACUCGGACAACAAUCAGGAGGAAUGACCUGCCCGCCGUACAUUUUGACUCUGAACUUGACUUGUGUGCGUGGCGUCUGGGAUGCUCAGUGUGCGUUGUUCGGAUAGGGCCGAAAUCCAAAAUUCUGGCAUUCUGGCAUGGAGAAGAUAAGCAGUGAUCGUCCUGAAGGCGGAACUUCCUUCGCAGCCUCCUGUUUCCUAUUGCAUACCAAGGACUCACAGGCCCUGCAAGGCCUCCACUGUACAGCCUGUCAUCUUUCAAGACCCAUGUGUUUUUCUCAGUAGCCCUAUACCAUGCAUUCCCUCACGAUGAACUUGCCCGCUGUUUGAGGAGGGAACACAAACCUUCGCAGUAGGUCUACCCUUUCAUUGCAUAUUUUAAGGGCCCACUUUCAC
Messenger RNA from Myripristis murdjan (pinecone soldierfish), 1483 nucleotides. RefSeq names its product BARX homeobox 1 (gene barx1). Gene Ontology annotation, molecular function: DNA-binding transcription factor activity, RNA polymerase II-specific; DNA binding. The record is from RefSeq and is a predicted model, not a curated record. The transcript has 5 exons. Bases 303 to 1115 code for a protein of 270 amino acids. Gene Ontology annotation, biological process: regulation of DNA-templated transcription. Lineage: Eukaryota; Metazoa; Chordata; Actinopteri; Holocentriformes; Holocentridae.